UCUGUGAUCUGUCCUGUGAGUUCUUAAAAUUCUAUCACAACAUGAAAGUCACUCGAAAUUUUUCUAUUAGUUUACAUUAAAGUGCAAAACAGCGACAAUAAUAAUUGUAAUCAUAUUACAAGACCUUUCAUCGUAAAUGUGUUAAAGGAAGAUUACUUUUUAAUAGACGUCGAAUUAUUGAUGUAAAGAAUGAUGUGGCCUUUAAUAUUACGGUUUUUACGAACAAAUGCGCCAUAUAUUACAUUGCCUGUCGCGGCUGUAGUUGGAGUUAUAGGUUAUAAUAUAGAAGGACUAUUAUCUGAUAAAUACACACCAUAUUCAAAACCAGUUCAAGAUCAAAGACUAGAUAGAUUAGAGGAUGAACUAUUGAAAGAUCCAACAAAUGUACAAAAAUUGAAAUAUAAAGCUAAUGUAUUAGAUAAAAAUGUAUCGCCUUCUUUACAAAAAGAUUAGUUGAUUUUAGGUUAUGUUAUAGCUAUUAGCUAGUUAAUUUCUGUUUUUGUUAAUAUAACAUUUUCUAUUUGAA
Molecule: messenger RNA, 526 nt
Organism: Pieris napi
Lineage: Eukaryota; Metazoa; Arthropoda; Insecta; Lepidoptera; Pieridae
Product: small integral membrane protein 12
Exons: 3
Coding region: 190-453 (87 amino acids)
Source: RefSeq, a predicted model, not a curated record